CAAAAUUCCUACAUAAUAUAUAAACUAUUAUAAAACGAUAAUGCAACUAAAAGACCAAAAAAAAAAAAAAAAACAGACUCAUACGUAACUGGUUGUAGCUUAAUUCGAAUUUGCUCUUUUUAUUGUGUUUAUAAAAAAAAAUAUAUUCCACAUUGGAAACCAGUAAUCAACCAAAAUGCAACUGUAUAUAACUUAGAUCUAUUAUUCAUGACCUAUUUUUAAAUUUUUCACAUCAUACCUUGUUUUGGAUUCGGGGGAAGCUCCAGAUUUGUUUGUUACAGAUCUACAUUUUAUGAAUUUGGAUUUCGAUAUUAGGGGGAGUUGUUUUGAUCGAAUAAAAUCGAAAAUAAAUGUGUAAUUUCAGUUUCUUCACAGUUUUUCUGGUUUUUUUUUCGUCACUUUCUGUUUAGAUCGUUGCAUGUCUUCUUUUUCAGUUGAUUUUGCCAGAAUUAAUGGUGGUAUUUCUCUUGUUUCGGUUUCAUUUUGGUUGUGUUAUUGCUUUGAAUGAUCGAGGGCUGUUGUUCUUGAUCGUUCUGUUCCGUGCGGCUGAAGGUUUAGAAGAGGUGGUAUUUUUGUAAAUAUUUCUAUGUGGGCUGUAUAAAUGUUUAAAGGGUGGCCCAUAGUAAUUUUGUAAUUUUUUUUCCUUUUUUGUAUAUUCUUUUUUCCCCAUAAAAUAUUGAGUUAGUAAACUAAAUAAUGCCUAUAAAUAUAAAAAUUAAUAUUAAUUAACAUAUUUAUUAAUUUUAAUAUGACGUAAUAUACCCCUUUAAAAAAAUAAAAAUAAUACUCAUAAGUCUCACUCGUUUUCGGUUUUCUCUCUCUACCUUUAUUCCUCCUUGUAGUCUAGAAAUCUCUUUGUUUGUUUGUGAAUUGUGUCUGACCACCAUUUCUCUUUCCUCACUUUAAUCACCCUUUCAUUAAAAAUGGCGACUAAGCCGGAGAAGGAGUACCCUGUAACCUCAUUUCCUAAGCACUUCACCCUCCAAAUGAACCUCCCCGGACUCAUCUCACACUUUCUCAUCUUCGGCUCCGGUUUAGCCCUCGGCAUAACUCUCAGUUUUUACAUCAAGGAUUUACCACUCAUCAAUUUCCAUUACCGACAACAACCACUACUGCUAACAACAGCUACUCCUCCUCUCUCAAAACAAAAUCCACCUUUGAUUUUUUCACCUCCGACACUACCAUCUCUCUUAAUACCCAAACAAACGGUGUUUUCGAAUACUACUUCUUCUCGUACUACACCUGCUCGAAUUGGGUUGACGGAGUAUUUGAAACCGCCGAAUGUGAGUCAUGAUAUGGAUGAUGAUGAGUUGCUUUGGAGAGCUUCCAUGUCCCCGAAAUUACGAAAAACCCCUUUCCGUUUCACCCCGAAAAUCGCCUUCAUGUUCUUGGCGAGAGGAGCCUUACCGUUGGCUCCCUUUUGGGAUAGGUUCUUUAAAGGACAUGAAGGGCUUUACUCCAUUUAUGUUCAUUCUGAUCAUUCUUUCAACGACACAGUGCAACAAAACUCCGCCUUCUAUGACAGAAGGAUUCCUAGUAAGAAUGUGAGAUGGGGAGAUCCCAACAUGAUGGACGCAGAGAGGCGACUAUUAGCGAAUGCGUUACUUGAUUAUUCGAACCAAAGAUUUGUACUAAUCUCCGAGUCAUGCAUCCCUUUAUUCAAUUUCUCUACAGUGUAUAACUAUAUGAUGGACUCAACAAAGACCUUUGUAGAGUCAUACGACCUUCCUGGGGCCGUGAAUCAGGGCCGCUACAACAUUCGAAUGAGGCCACAGAUUAGGCUCCACCAAUGGCGAAAGGGCUCGCAGUGGUUCCAACUAGACCGGGCAAUAUCCAUCGAAGUUGUGGCUGACCAAAAAUACUUUCCAGUCUUUAAGAGGUUUUGCCAUGGUUCAUGUUACACAGAUGAACACUACCUGCCCACCUUUGUUAGUAUCAGAUUUUGUAGGAGAAACUCCAAUAGGACACUGACUUGGGUUGAUUGGACUAGAGGAGGACCCCAUCCAACUAGAUUUAUAAGACAAGAUGUCACUGUAGACCUCUUGAAAAGGUUAAGGCAUGGAAGCAAAUGUGAGUACAAUGGAAAACAUACUAAUGUAUGCCAUUUGUUCGCAAGAAAAUUCUUGCCUAAUACAUUGGAUAGGCUCUUGAGGUUUGGUCCAAAGCUGAUGCAAUUCAAUUAAUAAUUUUUAUAGGGUAAGAAUUUUGUCUCAAUUCGUUAUUUUAUGAUUAUCAUAUUUUUGUUUGUUCUUUCAUCAUCGUGUACUCUCACAAUUUAUUCUUUUGUUCUUUUUAUUUUUUAUUUUUUAUUUUUUUUAUGUAUGGGACCAAUAUAUAAAACUUUUCCCAACAUUAUUGUUACUAUUGUGAUUAUUGUUACAAAAUUCAUCAAUUA
Messenger RNA from Cannabis sativa, 2395 nucleotides. RefSeq names its product glycosyltransferase BC10-like. Gene Ontology annotation, cellular component: membrane. The transcript has 2 exons. Gene Ontology annotation, molecular function: glycosyltransferase activity. The record is from RefSeq and is a predicted model, not a curated record. The coding region runs from base 924 to 2183 and encodes 419 amino acids. NCBI's taxonomy places the organism in Eukaryota, Viridiplantae, Streptophyta, Magnoliopsida, Rosales, Cannabaceae.